This is a messenger RNA of Dendrobium catenatum, 1782 nucleotides long. RefSeq names its product UDP-N-acetylglucosamine 1-carboxyvinyltransferase 2. The coding region runs from base 175 to 1605 and encodes 476 amino acids. Gene Ontology annotation, molecular function: UDP-N-acetylglucosamine 1-carboxyvinyltransferase activity. Lineage: Eukaryota; Viridiplantae; Streptophyta; Magnoliopsida; Asparagales; Orchidaceae. The transcript has 6 exons. Gene Ontology annotation, biological process: UDP-N-acetylgalactosamine biosynthetic process. The record is from RefSeq and is a predicted model, not a curated record.
UUCUUUAAACUCCCCGCCCGCACUCUGCCUCGAGGCUUCCGUACCACAGAUAUCCUUCUGAUCUCCUCCCGCGCUCACUUCCUGCAAAAAAAACGAGAAAAUGCACAGAAACCCCAACCCUUAUUGUUCCCACUACUAUCACUUCUCCCUCUCAUUCCUUCAACCUUCCAUCCCAUGGCCACGGCCUUCCCCCUCCUCCCACUCACCUUCCUCCCCUCCAAAAUUUCCGCCUCCACCUCUACACCCCAGCGCGCCUCGCUUCCUUCCAUUGAUCACAAGCUCGUCAUCUCCGGCGGUCGACCCAUUUCUGGCCAUGUCCCAAUCAGUGGCUCUAAGAACUCUGCCCUCGCCGUUCUCGCCGGAACCCUCUGCUGCUCCUCUGGCCCAGUGGCGCUGCGCGGAGUACCCGACCUCCUCGACACGCGUACGAUGGCCGAUGUGCUGCGGUCGAUCGGAGCGCGAGUCGAAGCGGAAGAUCGGGAUGUGUUGGUGGUGGACACGAGCGAUGUGGGUGUGACCGAGCCUUGUUCGGAAAAGAUAGGGAGGAUUAGAGCGGGGUUUUUUGUUUUAGGACCGCUGGUGGCGAGGUUCGGGAAAGCGGAGGUGGCGAUGCCUGGAGGAUGCAGGAUUGGGUUGAGACCUGUGGAUUUGUAUAUUAAGGGACUUGAAGCUCUUGGUGCGGUUGCCGAGUUGAGGGAGGAAAAGGUUUGUGUGUAUGGUGCAAAUGGCAAAGGCCUUGUUGGAGGAUCAUUUCAUCUGGCUUACCCAAGUGUGGGAGCAACUGAAACCUUUGUGAUGGCAGCAUCCAUGGCUGAUGGUGUUUCUGUGCUUACAAAUGCAGCUAUGGAGCCAGAGGUUGUAGACCUUACUAAAUUUCUGAUUGCCUGCGGGGCAUGCAUUGAAGGGGCUGGUACUAGCACACUUGUUAUAACAGGCAGGAAAAAGCUAUAUGGAGCUGAGUUCACCAUUUUGCCAGAUCGUAUAGAGGCCGGAACAUUUAUGGCUGCUGCUGCCAUCACGCGCUCAUGCAUUUCUCUAUCACCUGUGAUCCCUCCACAUGUAGCGCAGAUGACAGAGAAGCUUACAGAAGCAGGGUGCAAGAUCACGCAGAUUGGUCCUAGCGCUCUUGAAGUUUCAGCAGUACCUGAAGUAACAGGUGGAGACCUUCAAGCAUUCAAUAUUAAGACAUUACCAUAUCCUGGAUUCCCUACUGACCUCCAAGCUCAAUGCAUGGCCUUACUCACCACUUGUGUUGGUUCAAGCAUCAUUGAAGAAUCUGUAUUUGAGAAUAGAAUGCAUCACGUUGAAGAGCUGAAGAAACUCGGUGCAGAUAUAAAAGUUGUCAGUAAUACUGCUUUUAUUGGUGGAACGAAGCCUGGAAGAAUUGCACUUACAGGUGGUCGGGUUCGAGCAGCUGAUUUGAGAGGUGGAGCUGCACUGGUCUUGGCAGGAAUGGCAGCUUCUGGAAUUACUGAAGUUGAAAAUAUUGCUCAAAUUGAUCGAGGUUAUGAAAGAUUUGAGGAGAAGCUUUUGUUACUGGGCGCAGACGUCAAGAGAGAGACUGAAGCAGCAGUAAGCAAUCUUCAUCCUGUUUUACUCGCUUAAGGUAUCAUCCUACGCAAGUUAUGUAGUAGAGAAGUUUCAUUCAGAUCAUGCAGAAAAACCGUCAGCUCUGUAUGCUCUAUUCUUUGAUAAAUUUUUAUUGCUAUUAUGACUGUUUGAUUUAUAUAUGAUUUUUUUAGUGAAGGGAAUAUAAUCUCUGCCUUCAUUGAAAGAGUGCUU